Molecule: messenger RNA, 1680 nt
Organism: Naegleria fowleri
Lineage: Eukaryota; Heterolobosea; Eutetramitea; Acrasida; Naegleriidae
Exons: 4
Coding region: 1-1680 (559 amino acids)
Biological process (GO): phospholipid catabolic process
Cellular component (GO): extracellular region
Molecular function (GO): glycerophospholipase activity
Source: RefSeq, a predicted model, not a curated record
AUGUUGUUCAACAAAUCCAAGUCGUUGUUGUUGUUGUGUGGUAUGGUGGUCUUGCUCUGUGGCAUGUAUGUCGCCGGAGAGAAGUAUCACUUGAUGUUCAAUCCAAAUCAUAGCGCUGAUAAACGAAAUGGAUUCAGAGAUUUAAACGCAUACACGAUGGUGAAAGAAACGAAAAUGACCAUCAUGGUCGGAGAACCAAUGGCUCAAGUUCAUUACGAAGAGACUAUCAACAAGACUGGCUGGGCUACUUUGAGUUUAUCAACAAACUCGGAUAGAAGUGAUGAGGAACAAGCUUUUGCUGCUGGUUUCGUUGAAGGCUAUGUGACUGGUGAAUUGUUCCAAAAUUACUGGAUUGGAUUUAAGCAAUAUACGUUUGAUACCAGCCAAAACAAGCAAUUAGAUGCUUUCCUUGAUGGAAAUUUCAGAUUCAUGAAGAGAAAAAUUGCUGAGGCUAAAAAUUCAACAAAUCCAGAAGAAAGAACUUAUUGGUAUCAUGUCUCGUUGAUUUUAGAUCAAGUAGAAGGAAUGUAUGCUGGAUACUUGAAAGUCAUGUCUGAAAAGGGAACCUUACCUGUGUUAUCAUUGGCAGAUUUGUUUAAAUUCCAACUUGAUGGAGACAUUGACGACUUGUCCAACAUGUGGAGUCCUCCUUCAUUUGAGACCAUGAGCAAAUUCGACUUGGAGAGUUAUGCCAUUUUCAAAACUAAAUGUAGUGCAUUCGUGAAAUACAGCAAGGACAGAAGAAAUUUGUUCUUGACCCAUGCAACCUGGGAUACAUUCCAAAACAUGUUGAGAGUUUACAAGCACUACAGAAUUAACUUUAAGAAUGUGCCAGCUAAGCUCGUCAGCUUCUCCUCUGCUCCUGGUUGGCUAGUAUCUGUGGAUGAUUUUUAUAUUACAUCUGCUGGUUUAGUCAUCACCGAGACAUCAAACAAUAUUUUCAACUUGACCCUUUAUCAAAAGACUACUCCAGAAACCUUAUUGUACUGGAUUAGAAAUAUUGUUGCAAACAGAUUAGCAACAUCUGCAAAGGAAUGGACUGACAUCUUUGCCAAAUAUAACAGUGGAACUUAUAACAACCAAUGGAUUGUAUUGGAUACAAAGAGAUUUGUUCCUGGUGCAACACGAUCUGAUCCAGAACUUCUCUACAUUUUGGAACAAAUUCCUGGUGAUUGCAAAGUUGCUAGUGUAAGCCACUUUUUGGACACUUCCUAUUGGGCUUCUUACAACAUUCCUUAUUUCCCAUAUAUUUAUAACAUUUCAGGUUAUCCAAGCCAGUACAAGAAAUUUGGAGAUUUUUGGAGUUACGAAAAUUGCCCAAGAGCCAAGAUUUUCAGACGUGAUGCUCCCUAUGUUGGAGAUCUUGAAGGGGUCAAGAGAUUGAUUAGAAAGAAUGAUUAUCAAUCAGAUCCAUUCUCAGAUGGUGAUGCUUGCCACCAAAUUGCUGCUAGAUGUGACUUGAAUCCUCCAAAUAAGAGAUCACAAGCAUUCGGUGCUAUUGAUGCUAAGGUCACUGACAUUCAGAUGGCAAAGACAAAUACUGCUGUCGCUCAAUCAGGCCCAACCCACGAUCAACAACCAGUAUUCACGUGGAACUCGCAAUGGGAUAAAGUUAAUAUUCACACUGAUCAACCAGUUAGCUUUGGCUUUGAUUGGGUUGAAAUGACUCCACAAGUUUAG